This is a messenger RNA of Drosophila albomicans, 1541 nucleotides long. It is a transcript of the gene VhaAC45, whose product is annotated as V-type proton ATPase subunit S1. The record is from RefSeq and is a predicted model, not a curated record. Gene Ontology annotation, cellular component: proton-transporting V-type ATPase complex. Lineage: Eukaryota; Metazoa; Arthropoda; Insecta; Diptera; Drosophilidae. Bases 189 to 1322 code for a protein of 377 amino acids. The transcript is spliced from 5 exons.
AUACCGAUUGCGGUCACCCUGAUGGUCAGCUGGUCCCACCAUCACAUGACCUGUCAUAUGAAACUUUUUUCACUCUGACAGCGCAAAUCGACGUCGGGCCGUGCAAAUCGAAAACUUUUUCACACUUUUCGUUUGUAGUUUUUGUUCAUUUUUGUGCGUCCACGAAGCGAGAUCCAGGCAACACAAAAAUGUUGUGGAAAUCGCUGAUUGCGUUGUGCGUCAUUGGAGUCGCCUUGGGCGAGCAAACGCCCGUUUUUCUUUGGAGCGCCAACAGCCUGUCGAAGCCAUCGCUGCGCACUGUGCCACAAGCCGAGUUUGCAGAGCAGCUGGCGACUUUGCUGAAAGAUCACAUGGUUGUGGCCUUCGAGGAAAAUGGCCUAAGCAACAAAGAUUUUAUGUGCUCCAACGCCGAGGCCAAGUCGUGCUACGCCCAGCUCCAGGGUGUUAGCCCAAAGACCUAUUACACCAGCGUCGAGAAUCCCUCCGAGGCACUGCGCGCUGCGGCCACGAAGCGUGAGCACAACACCAUCGAUGCCACCGGCAAACUGGCUAAUCCCGUCAAGUGCGAAGUGGGCUCAGCUGUGUUUGUGACCUUCAACGAUGCUGCCGAGACUCGUGCCGCUACUUUGCAGUCGCACGAUACCGCCAUUGCUGCAAUCAGCAAGAAUCUAGAGUGCAAUGUGGCUUAUCUGUAUUUGGCUGCACCAGCAACUGCACCAACAGUGCAGCGUCGUGUGCGUCGUUGGACUGCCGCCGAGACCACUGGCUACCGCUUCGCCAGCAGCUAUCAGUUUCAAAUCACCUUUACAAGUGUUCUUUACAACAAUGAGGCACUUACUAUUGCCUCUAUGGCCGUCACCAACUCGACAACACCCAACACCAAGUUUUCCGUUACGCUAUCCACCGCGGCUGGCAAAUCCAUUACCUUCGACCUCAGCUAUAGCAGCUCUGAUGGCUACUAUACCCUGAGCAAUGCUGUAUACGACGGAACUGCACUGUACACUCCUGGCGUCAACGCACCCAGCACGUUCUCAUACACCUGCGGCAAUGCCACCUGGUAUGAUAGCACGACCAACAAGCUGCAGUGGAAUUCGCUGCAAUUGCAGGCAGGAUUCAAAGCCGGCGCCGACAUCGUUGCCUUUGGCGAUUCAUGGGAUUGCGUUGGCUUCGUUACGCCCGGCAUUCUGAUGGGUCUGUUUGUGCUUGUCAUUUUGCUGGUCAUUGUGUUCCUUGGUCUCUGCUGGAUGAUGGACAUCAAGACAAUGGAUCGCUUUGACGAUCCCAAGGGCAAGACCAUUACGAUCAAUGCCAGUGCUGAUUAAGCAAGUGCAGCAUUACAGAAUUCAUUACUGUUUCAUUUACCGUUUUAUGUUUUCUGCAUCAUGUUUACUGCCACAUUUUGAAAAGUGCGCGUAUAUUCAAUAUUCAUUCCUACCUUCAACUACAUAAUAUGUAAUCGAUAUAAUACUUUAACAAUAUCUAUAACAAAACACAAAAAAAAAAAGAACGGAAAUUAGCGCUCACAAUCUAUAAAUCAUAUA